Dama dama (fallow deer) is the source of this 2028-nucleotide messenger RNA. RefSeq names its product histone deacetylase 2 (gene HDAC2). Lineage: Eukaryota; Metazoa; Chordata; Mammalia; Artiodactyla; Cervidae. Bases 214 to 1680 code for a protein of 488 amino acids. Gene Ontology annotation, molecular function: histone deacetylase activity. The record is from RefSeq and is a predicted model, not a curated record. The transcript has 14 exons.
CCGCCCCCUGGUCCGCGCUCUCGGCCCUUCGGCCGGGCGGUACCCAGCCCUCCCGGCACCCCCCUCCUCUCCUCCCUCCGGCCUGCCCUUCCCCACGGGACUGCCACCCUCCACCUUCGCCCCAGCCCUCUUCUCUCCCCGCCGGAGCCGCGGAGGCAGCAGUAGCAGCAGCAGCAAGAGGAGGAGCCGGAGGCGGCGGUGGCCCGGGAGCCCAUGGCGUACAGUCAAGGAGGCGGCAAGAAGAAAGUCUGCUACUACUAUGAUGGUGAUAUUGGAAAUUAUUAUUAUGGACAGGGUCAUCCCAUGAAACCUCAUAGGAUCCGCAUGACCCAUAACUUGCUGCUAAAUUAUGGCUUAUAUAGAAAAAUGGAAAUAUAUAGGCCCCAUAAAGCCACUGCUGAAGAAAUGACAAAAUACCACAGUGAUGAGUACAUCAAAUUUCUACGUUCAAUAAGACCAGAUAACAUGUCUGAGUAUAGUAAGCAGAUGCAGAGAUUUAAUGUUGGAGAGGACUGUCCAGUGUUUGAUGGACUUUUUGAGUUUUGUCAGCUUUCAACUGGUGGCUCAGUUGCUGGUGCUGUGAAGUUAAACCGACAACAAACUGACAUGGCUGUUAACUGGGCUGGAGGAUUACAUCAUGCUAAGAAAUCAGAAGCAUCAGGAUUCUGUUAUGUUAAUGAUAUUGUGCUUGCCAUCCUUGAAUUACUAAAGUACCAUCAGAGAGUCUUAUAUAUUGAUAUUGAUAUCCAUCAUGGUGAUGGUGUUGAGGAGGCUUUUUAUACAACAGAUCGUGUGAUGACUGUAUCGUUCCAUAAAUAUGGGGAGUACUUUCCUGGAACAGGAGACUUACGGGAUAUUGGUGCAGGAAAAGGCAAAUACUAUGCUGUCAAUUUUCCAAUGAGAGAUGGUAUAGAUGAUGAAUCAUAUGGCCAGAUAUUUAAGCCUAUUAUUUCAAAAGUGAUGGAGAUGUAUCAGCCUAGCGCUGUGGUUCUGCAGUGCGGUGCAGACUCACUGUCUGGUGAUAGGCUCGGUUGCUUCAAUCUGACAGUUAAAGGUCAUGCUAAAUGUGUAGAAGUUGUAAAAACUUUCAAUUUACCAUUACUGAUGCUUGGGGGAGGUGGAUACACAAUCCGCAAUGUUGCUCGGUGUUGGACAUAUGAGACUGCAGUUGCCCUUGACUGUGAGAUUCCCAAUGAAUUGCCAUAUAAUGAUUAUUUUGAGUAUUUUGGACCGGACUUCAAACUGCAUAUUAGUCCUUCAAACAUGACAAACCAGAACACUCCAGAAUAUAUGGAAAAGAUAAAACAGCGUUUAUUUGAAAAUUUACGCAUGUUGCCUCAUGCACCUGGUGUCCAGAUGCAAGCUAUUCCAGAAGAUGCAGUUCAUGAAGAUAGUGGAGAUGAAGAUGGAGAAGAUCCAGACAAGAGAAUUUCUAUUCGAGCAUCAGACAAACGAAUAGCUUGUGAUGAAGAGUUCUCAGAUUCUGAGGAUGAAGGAGAAGGUGGUCGUAGAAAUGUGACUGAUCAUAAGAAAGGAGCAAAAAAAGCUAGAAUCGAAGAAGACAAGAAGGAAACAGAGGACAAAAAAGCAGAUGUUAAGGAGGAAGAUAAAUCCAAGGAUAAUAGUGGUGAAAAAACAGAUACCAAAGGAGCCAAAUCAGAACAGCUCAGCAAUCCUUGAAUUUGAGUCUCACCACUUUGAGAAACCAUAAAAAAGUGAGCAAAUAUUGGGAAGAAAAAUGUUUUUUCUUUUUGAAGACUUCUGGCUUCAUUUUAUACUACUUUGGCAUGGACUGUAUUUAUUUUCAAAAUGGCUUUUUUUGUUUUGUUUUUGUUUUUCUUGGCAAGUUUUAUUGUGAGUUUUCUAAUUAUGAAGCAAAAUUUCUUUUCUCCACCAUGCUUUACGUGAUAGUAUUUAAAAUUGAUGUGUUAUUAUGUCAAAAAACUGAUCUAUUAAAGAAGUAAUUGGCCUUUCUGAGCUGAUUUUUCCAUCUUUUGUAAUUAUCUUUAUUAAAAAAUUGUACUUCGA